CAGGGCUUGCGGCCGGGACCCCUGAGAACCAGAAGCCAGACUGUGGCCAGCUUGCCAGGCCGGAGCCACGCACAGGCACAAGUCUACCAGGCCACCACCAGCCCUGGUCCAGCCGUCAGGGCCCAUCCGACCGUCGGCGAUGUUUUAUUUCCACUGCCCGCCACAGCUUGAGGGCACUGCUCCGUUUGGCAACCACUCCACAGGGGAUUUCGACGAUGGGUUUCUUCGAAGAAAACAGCGCAGGAACCGGACAACCUUCACUCUUCAGCAGCUGGAAGCGCUGGAGGCAGUCUUUGCCCAAACACACUACCCUGAUGUCUUCACCAGAGAAGAGCUAGCCAUGAAAAUAAACCUCACAGAAGCCAGAGUGCAGGUUUGGUUCCAGAACCGAAGAGCCAAAUGGAGGAAGACAGAGAGAGGGGCCUCUGACCAGGAACCAGGGGCCAAGGAGCCCAUGGCAGAGGUAACACCACCACCAGUGAGGAACAUCAAUUCCCCGCCCCCAGGGGACCAGGCCCGGAGCAAGAAGGAAGCCCUGGAGGCCCAGCAGAGCCUGGGACGAACAGUGGGUCCUGCUGGGCCUUUCUUCCCCUCCUGCUUGCCAGGGACCCUCCUGAACACAGCCACUUAUGCCCAGGCCCUGUCACAUGUGGCAUCUCUGAAAGGAGGCCCACUGUGCUCUUGCUGUGUUCCAGACCCCAUGGGGCUCUCCUUCCUCCCCACUUACGGCUGCCAGAGCAACCGCACAGCCAGCGUGGCUGCCCUGCGCAUGAAGGCCCGCGAGCAUUCAGAAGCGGUUCUGCAGUCAGCCAAUCUCCUGCCGUCGACCAGCAGCAGCCCCAGCCCCGCCUCCAAGCAGGCACCUCCAGAAGGCAGCCAGGACAAGACCCCCCCAACCAAGGAACAGAGUGAGGGAGAGAAGAGUGUAUGAGGGUCCAAAGUACCCAGCCUGGAGCCCUGCCCACCUCCUGCUUCUCAGCCUCAGCCCUGCAACUCUCUGAACCACAAGGAGUGGCCACCUCCUCAUGGAUCUGGCAGGGAAAGUGGGGCCUGCAGCCAUUUGACACCCGGAGAGAGUCACUCUAGAGUUCUGCUGGUGGGCUGCGUUGUUGUGGCUUUUCUUGGUGACAGUUCCCAAUGGCACUGAGUGGCUCUGGAGACUGCUCUAUGGUGAGGCUCUUGGGUGUUUGCUUGUUUGUUUGUUGUUUUCCAGGCCAAGCAGCAUUGGGACAAAGUAUGUUCGUUCCCCUCAGCACUCUUCUUGAGCUGUCUGGGGAGUUCUUGUCAACUCCGAGGACUGUGGCAUAGAUCACCUCUGAAAGACACCAAGAAGUGACAUCUCAUGAUAGGAAAGGAGACAGUCACUCAUAUUGUUCCAGAACCACAGAACUAGUAGAACAUCUACCGGUUCUCACUCCCUCAGCCAAGACUGGCAACAACCCCCUUUCUCUUGUUUGAAGGUUUUGGGUAGGAAGUGAUAGGUUGUGGGGUGACUGCACAGUGGUCUUGACUCUGGCAGGGUUCCCUGGACACAUCUGGCUGGUCCCAGUCACACAGCCUGUCGGUUCUGUGACCAGGGGCCUGCUAUCUCCAUACUGCGGGUGUGGGCAAA
Messenger RNA from Onychomys torridus (southern grasshopper mouse), 1612 nucleotides. RefSeq names its product dorsal root ganglia homeobox (gene Drgx). The transcript is spliced from 7 exons. The coding region runs from base 140 to 931 and encodes 263 amino acids. Gene Ontology annotation, biological process: regulation of transcription by RNA polymerase II. The record is from RefSeq and is a predicted model, not a curated record. Gene Ontology annotation, molecular function: DNA-binding transcription factor activity, RNA polymerase II-specific; RNA polymerase II transcription regulatory region sequence-specific DNA binding. Lineage: Eukaryota; Metazoa; Chordata; Mammalia; Rodentia; Cricetidae.